AUGAAUAUCAAGUUGAUUGGUAAGAGUACAUAUAAAAAAUACUCUAUACAUUGGCAUGAAUCAAAGAAUAUCUAUAGGGAAUUAGACAGUAUGCCUGGUGCUACUGUAUCCUAUACCAAUGAAGAGCCAGAGCAUAAGUACAGAAUAGGAUUCCCAUUAGGAUUCAAGAACGGCAAUGCAUACUAUCUCAAUAACCACGUUAUUAUACAAAUACUCUAUGAUAUCAACGAUGCAGGAAGAUAUCGCAUUAUGGGGCUUGAAAUUUAUCCAGAUUCUAUCUCAGAAGGAGAGUGCACAAAAAAGAAUGUAGAUUAUGAUCAUCAAAAGAUUGUUGAGCGAAGAUCCACAGUAUCAUAUACUUACUCAGUCAGAUGGAAGCAAGUGAACAGCGUCAAUAAUCGCUGGGAUGCCUUCUUAUUACCACCUAAUCCGGAAAGACAUCUUCAUGCAUCCAUAAACAGUAUGAUCGUCACAAUUAUAUCAUGGGCCAUGGUGGGAUUUAUCUUGUUCAAGACAAGGCAUCGUCGAAGCAACUCAAACCAAAAUGAUAGAGAUAUCAAGGUAUAUGACGACGUAGAGGAUUAUGUUGGAUGGAAGUUGGUCUAUCGAGACGUAUUCAGAAGACCUGUUUAUGGUGGUUUAUUAACGCCAUUGAUGGGAACUGGUAUCCAAUUAUUGGUAAUCGCUCUUGGCAUACUCAUAUCACUCUACAUGGGAUGGUAUCACCCAGCCGAGCCCACUUCGUUCACUCGACGGGCAACUGCUUUAUUUUUGCUUGGAAGUUUUCCUGCUGGAUACUGGAGUGCUAGGGUUUAUAAAGUGUUUAGGGGCAAAGCAUGGGUACUCAACAGCUUUCUGACAUCGAGUAUCGUGCCAAGCAUUUUCUUGUGUGUCUUGUUUACUAUCAGCAUCCUUGCGUGGGCUCAGCAAUCUUCACUUGCCAUCUCUUUUCAUGGCUGGUUGUCACUCAUUUCUUUAGGUAUCUUUUUAACAGUACCUUUGACUUUAUUAGGAUCUUAUUUGGGCGAAAGAAAGGAUCGAAUUGAGUACCCAUCAAGGACUACACAAAUUCCUAGAAUGAUACCUUCCAAGCGAUGGUAUCAACUCAACUUUAUUAGGCAAGCAGUGAUCCUAGGUGGUGUCAUACCGUUUUCAGCCAUCUAUUUGAAUUGGCAUGACUACCUGUCUUCAUCUACAAAAGGAGAAUUUAUGCUAUCUAUCAGUUAUACGAUACAGUGUAUGACAUGCCUACUGACAACUACUUCAGCUGUCACUAUUAUCUUGAUAUUUUUACAAUUAUGCACAGAAGAUUAUCUUUGGUGGUGGCAAUCGUUCAUGAUUGGUGGAUCUUCUGCCAUUUACAUGUUUAUUUAUGGUGUAUUUUAUUUUAUGCAGCAUUCACCCCUUCAAGGGCUUGGCAGUUUUAUUUACAUUGUUCAUCUAUUGAUGAGCUGUAGUUUAUUAGGGUUAUGUACAGGCACACUUGGUUUCUUGAGUGCAUAUGUCUUUAUACAGCAUAUUUAUUCAACAGUGAAGGUAGAAGUGUAG
Rhizopus microsporus ATCC 52813 is the source of this 1548-nucleotide messenger RNA. RefSeq lists its product as uncharacterized. NCBI's taxonomy places the organism in Eukaryota, Fungi, Mucoromycota, Mucoromycetes, Mucorales, Rhizopodaceae. The record is from RefSeq and is a predicted model, not a curated record. Gene Ontology annotation, biological process: protein localization to membrane; vacuolar transport. Gene Ontology annotation, cellular component: Golgi apparatus; membrane. The transcript has 7 exons. The coding region runs from base 1 to 1548 and encodes 515 amino acids.